Molecule: messenger RNA, 4097 nt
Organism: Drosophila grimshawi
Lineage: Eukaryota; Metazoa; Arthropoda; Insecta; Diptera; Drosophilidae
Gene: Pfrx
Product: 6-phosphofructo-2-kinase/fructose-2,6-bisphosphatase 1
Exons: 2
Coding region: 331-2790 (819 amino acids)
Biological process (GO): fructose 2,6-bisphosphate metabolic process; fructose metabolic process
Cellular component (GO): cytosol
Molecular function (GO): ATP binding; fructose-2,6-bisphosphate 2-phosphatase activity; 6-phosphofructo-2-kinase activity
Source: RefSeq, a predicted model, not a curated record
UAUUUUGACAAGCGGCGUGUGUGGAACGCAAUGCGCACUGCUUUCGUCUGCUUUCAAAUUUCGUUAUUAAUUUCGUUUACCUUUUGUGCGUACGCGACGAGUCCAAUCAGACUGAAUCACACACACACAAACAACUACCGUUGCCUACAAAUGUGUGGCGUAUGCCUGUCUAUUUUUUUUUAAAUCUUUGUGUGCGAGUGUGUUGAGCUGUUGAGUUGCUUGCAAAAUAAUAACGACUGAAAAAAGGAACUCGGAAGCAGCAGCAUUAAAGGUCAAAACCACCUCUGCCGCGGCAAUUGCGUGCUGCAUUCUCUGUCAACAGCAGCAGAUAUGGCUCAGUGCUGUGAUACAACAACAAAAAUGUCCUCGUGUUUUGGCAACACUGCCAGGCAAGCAGCGAUGCCGGCGUCCACAUUGCUACCGCCUGCAACAACAACAACAACAAUAGCAACAGCAGUAGCAACAACAACUGCAGCAGCAGCAGCAAACCAGCAGCAGCACAACAACAAGAACAACAACGACCAUUCAAAACAAUUACUUUACAUUACAGCUAGCCAAAGCAACAAUAACAACAGCAGCAGCAGCAACAACAACAACAACAAUUGCUUGUUGAUCAGCAGCAACCAGAAGACAGACCAGGACUUUACUACUGAGGGCAACCUAGACUUAUUAUCAACAACACCAACAACAACAAAUCAGCAGCAGCAGCAGCUAUUACUAAACAACAACAACAACGAUAAGGACAGUUUUAAACAACAAAUUAAGUGUGCAUCUUCUAAUCAAGCUGAGCAGCAAUUAAUUGAUGAGGACAACCCUGGCUUAUUAUUACCCGCAACACCAACAACUGACCAAUCGUUGCCAACACUUGAUAAAGAACUAACAACAACAACAAAAACUAACGCAUCAUCAUCGUCAUCAGCAACAAAUCCCCCGUCCCAGGAUCCCUCCAAACCGUACAGCUCGCUGAAUCCAACACAAACCAGCACCUCUAAUUUCUCCAAUUCCAACUCUACCUCGUCCAAUUCCAACUCCACCUCGUCCAAUUCCGAGCAAGCGAACACAAGCGAAAAGUUCUGCCGCUGCUGUUGUCAGCAAGAGUUGCAAGUGGAACGCGAACAAAGUGAGCGACACGCCGCAAUUGUCGCCGCAUCCGCGUUGCUAGCCAAGCAACUGGUUCUAACCAGUAUCAUGGACAUGCCCUAUAACACCUCGCCGUCGCUACGCGUGCGCACCACCUCGCUGAAUCAGCUGAAGAAGACGGCCGAUCUGGCAAUUGAGAAUGAGCUGCAUGUGUGUCCAUCUGUGAUGUCCGAGGAGUUGCGCAAAUUAUUGCCACCCACAUCGGAGACGGUGAUGACGAAACCGUUCCCCAUACGGGGCGAACGGACAAUCGCUGACUGUACAACGCCUCAUGUGAUUGCGAUGGUCGGUUUGCCGGCGCGUGGCAAGACCUUCAUAUCGAAGAAGCUGGCACGGUAUCUGAAUUGGAUUGGGAUUGCGACACGUGUGUUCAAUUUGGGCGAGUAUCGGCGGCAUGCGACCACCGCGUACAAGUCGCACGAGUUCUUUCGCGCCGACAACGAGGAGGCAAUGGCCAUACGGAAUCGCUGCGCCAAUCAGGCACUCCACGAUUCCUGCGAAUGGCUGCUGAGCGGUUUGGGUAGCAUUGCGGUAUUCGAUGCGACCAACUCGACCCACGAUCGUCGCCAGCUAAUCUAUGAUAUUGUUGUUAAGAAGCAUGGCUUUCGUUUGUUCUUUGUCGAAUCGAUAUGCGAUGAUCCGCAGAUUAUCGAGCAGAACAUACUCGAGGUGAAGGUCAGCUCACCGGACUACGUUAACAUGAAUACGGAAUUGGUUGUUCGCGACUUUCUGCAACGCAUCGAACACUACGAGGAACGUUAUCAGCCCAUUGAUGAGGUCGCCGAAUCUCAUCUGAGCUUCAUGAAGGUCUACAAUGCCGGCAAAAAGGUUGUCGUCUACAACAAUGAGGGUCACGUGGAGUCGCGCAUUGUGUACUACCUGAUGAACAUACACAUUACGCCGCGCACCAUCUACUUGACCCGACACGGCGAAUCCGAGCACAAUUUGAGUGGUCUCAUCGGUGGCGAUUCGAAUUUGAGUGCACGUGGUCAUCAAUAUGCACGCGCCCUGUCCUCCUUUAUUGGUCAGCAGCAGAUUGGUGGACUACGCGUUUGGACGUCGUGGAUGAAGCGGGCUAUUCAAACGGUGGCGGAUGUUAAGGCGCCUCAGGAGCGCUGGAAGGCACUCAACGAAAUCGAUGCCGGCCAUUGCGAGGAGAUGACCUAUGAGCAGAUCAAGGAACGUUAUCCCGAGGAGUUUAAGGCGCGUGAUGUGAACAAGUUUGCGUAUCGCUAUCCGCGAGGCGAAAGCUAUGAGGAUCUGGUGGCACGGCUCGAGCCAGUCAUCAUGGAACUGGAACGACAGGGCAAUGUGCUUGUUGUCUCCCAUCAGGCCGUGUUGCGUUGUCUGUUUGCCUACUUUCUCGACAAAUCCGCCGAUGAGCUGCCCUAUUUGUAUGUUCCACUGCAUACGGUGAUCAAGCUGACACCGGUCGCCUACGGUUGCAAGGUGGAGCACAUUAAGCUACCCAUCGAUGCGGUCGAUACGCAUCGUCCCAAGCCAAAAAUACCCGGCGAUGUUAGCGAGCCAGGAUUGGAUGGCCUCAGCGGUGAGCUGGUGGCGCCCGAUGGCGUCGGCAAGGUGCUAAUUGUGGGUGACGAUUUUGCAACGGCAACCAAUGGCAACGGCGGUCGUGUCGACACCCAAUGACGAUAUCGUCCCCUACCCAAAACAGCAUCCAAAUCGAAGACAUUAUAAAAGGCAAUACUCCCCAAUCCCCCCCGCCCUAUCGUCAGCCAGUCAGCCACCUGCAUUGCAUGGCAAUAGAACAACAAUAAACAUAAUAAUAACAAUAAUAAUAAUAUAUACAGACACUCACAGCGCAGGCGUUGUCGAAAUCGAAACAAUUACUGUUGACGGACAGAAUGAAAUGAAAAGUGACUGCAAAAAGUAAACGGUAAACGAACGCAGCUGUUGCUGUUAAUUUGGCAACAGCAGCUGUACUAGGAAUUAGAGUUAAAAUUUACAGCGAAAAUGAUGAAACUGUUACUGUUAACAGUUGGCGUCAAUUGGAACUGUAGCAUUACCCUAAUAUGGAAUAUAACGCGAAAUCAAGUGCAAUGCCAACACAUCAUUUAACUUGAUUAUGAGGAAUAUAUAUACACAAUACGCUCACCCGGCAAAACAGUUAUUUUGCUGAUACACAUUGAUUGUAACAUUGUUACAGCAGACAUUGUACUCUGUAAUGCUAAUACACACAUACAAUUUAACAUUUGGCUGUUAACAGCGUUAACAGUCGCAGUGCGCCUUUUGGCCUAUGUUUUACAGAUGUGAAAUGUUUAUUUUUAGUUAAUUUGUACUUAGUUUUUGUCUAUGUUCUUGCUUUUUUGUGAAUUUCUCUGUCUUUGAAAAUUGUGCUAAAUUGUGAUUGGAUAAUACUAUAUGGAAUGACGCUGUUGUUAUAUCAAUGUACUUUUUACUUACAAACAUUUAAAAACAAAAAACAAAAAAAUACAAUUAAAGAAACGAUGAACUUAAAACAAGAACUUCAAAUAAAACGUAGCGUAAAGUAAGACGAACAAUUUUACAUGACUACUACUAUGUGUAAGUUUUAUUAACAUUUAUUCAGAGAUAAAUGUACGUAAGCGUUUUUUUUUUUUUACAAUCAUUGAUGUUUUUUCGAUAAAUAUUUGUAUGAAAUUGCAGCAAUUAAAGCUGUGAAUUAGAUUCUUUGUCUUAUAUUUAAACUUAAGUACAAUUAUAUACCCAGAUUAUAUACUUGGAAGCCAUCACGAUAAAUGAUGAAUGAUAUGCGAGGAACGAUAGCUAACUAACUAUAUAAAGAUAUAUGUAUAUUUUUUCGAGUGUGUUUUUGUCCUUUCAUUUGUCGUCUUUUCGAUGUUGUCGUUUAUACAAGCUUUAGCCCCACUUCCCCAUAUUGAACUAAUUGAAUUUGAUGCGCUUACAAAAUCGAAAAAUCUAUCUUUCUAUAUACACCACUAUACAAACAUAUACAA